Molecule: messenger RNA, 1248 nt
Organism: Dichotomopilus funicola
Lineage: Eukaryota; Fungi; Ascomycota; Sordariomycetes; Sordariales; Chaetomiaceae
Product: branched-chain alpha-ketoacid dehydrogenase kinase
Exons: 3
Coding region: 1-1248 (415 amino acids)
Biological process (GO): protein phosphorylation; regulation of glucose metabolic process
Cellular component (GO): mitochondrion
Molecular function (GO): pyruvate dehydrogenase (acetyl-transferring) kinase activity
Source: RefSeq, a predicted model, not a curated record
AUGGUGUUCGGCCGCUCGUUGACAGAAUCGAGGCUGAUCAGCUCGGCCAAUUAUGUCCGCACCGAGCUCCCGACUCGAAUUGCCCACCGGAUCCGUGAUAUGCAACAGCUGCCAUAUGUCGUCGUCACGAACCCCCACUUUAACGAGGUCUACGACCUGUACUACACUGCGUUCGACACUUUUCGGAAAGUGAAAGAGAUCAAAACGCCUGACGAUAAUGAUCGCCUGUGCAAGACGAUCCAAUCCAUGCUCAAGGCCCACUUGACUGUGAUCCCCAAACUGGCAAUGGGCAUUUUGGAAAGUAAUGGGCUCAUGGACCCAGCGCAGUUGGACAAAUUCAUGAACACGAUCCUACGAUCCCGUAUUUCUCGCCGUGUCAUUGCCGAACAGCAUCUCGCCCUAACCGAAACGUUCCACGCGCCCUGGUUUUCCCCAGGAGCCCGCCUCUCCGAAUCCGAGUUCAUCGGCCAGGUCUUCCUGAAAUGUGUCGCCAAGGACGUGGUAAUCCGCUGCGGCGAUGCCGUCCGCGAGAUUCUACAGCGCUCCUACGGACCGGACGUGGCACUCCCGGAGAUCCGCAUCAACGGCCACCUCGACGCCAACUUCCCCUAUAUCCUCAGCCACCUCGAGUACAUCAUCGGCGAGCUCCUCCGCAACUCGGUCCAGGCCGUCGCCGAGAAGCACCAACGCCGAAAGGACAGACACACAAACCCAGACCGGCUCCCACCACCCAUCGAGGUCACCAUCUGUGAAAGCCACCAGCACGUGAUCAUCCGCAUCUCCGACCAAGGAGGCGGUAUCCCUCGCGAGAGCCUACCAUACCUCUGGUCUUUCAGCAAAGGCCCAUCCAGCGGCAAGAUCCUCGCCAACCUCGGCAAAGUCCCCAAGAUGGCGGCAACCAUGCAGGAGCUCCAACUUGAAGGCGACGAUACUACCACCACCACUACUACGGACAACAACAACAACACCGACGAAGACGACCACCCCCACGAAAACCGCAGCCCCUCCGUCGAAGGCGGCGAAAUAGGCCGAGACCUAAACUCCUCCCUCGCCUCCCUCUCCAGCCGCCCACCCAAUCUCCGCCUAGGCAUGGGUCUACCCUUGAGCCGAGUCUACGCAGAGUACUGGGCAGGCAGUCUAGCGCUGCACAGCCUAGAAGGGUACGGCGUGGAUGCGUUCUUGCAGAUUUCCAAGUUGGGGAACAAGAACGAGCAGUUGACGACGAGGGCGACUAUGGAUGCUGUGUAA